This is a messenger RNA of Siniperca chuatsi (mandarin fish), 3477 nucleotides long. RefSeq names its product ATPase Na+/K+ transporting subunit alpha 2a (gene atp1a2a). The record is from RefSeq and is a predicted model, not a curated record. Gene Ontology annotation, cellular component: membrane. Lineage: Eukaryota; Metazoa; Chordata; Actinopteri; Centrarchiformes; Sinipercidae. Gene Ontology annotation, molecular function: ATP hydrolysis activity; P-type sodium:potassium-exchanging transporter activity; ATP binding. Gene Ontology annotation, biological process: intracellular sodium ion homeostasis; potassium ion import across plasma membrane; intracellular potassium ion homeostasis. The transcript is spliced from 24 exons. The coding region runs from base 133 to 3165 and encodes 1010 amino acids.
GUGUGGGGGUGCCAGGCCCAAAAAAAGCCACCAGUGUCUUCCACAAGGGGUGGGGGCGGGAUGUCUCAGCUGUGGUGGGGCCCCUGAGUGCUGUCCUUCACAUUAUAACCUGCCGACGUCUGAACAUCCAGCAUGGGCAAAGGGUGUGGUGCUGAGAAUGGAGGGAAGAGGAAGAAGAAGGACAGGGACUUGGAUGAGCUGAAGAAGGAGGUGGCCUAUGACGACCACAAAUUAGCUCUGGAUGAUCUGGGAAAACGCUAUGGAGUGGACCUCACACGGGGCCUGACCAACGCCAGAGCUGUGGAGAUUCUGGCCAGGGACGGUCCAAACGCCUUGACCCCUCCCCCCACCACCCCGGAGUGGGUCAAGUUCUGCCGUCAGCUGUUCGGCGGCUUCUCCAUCCUUCUCUGGAUCGGUGCCAUCCUCUGCUUCCUGGCCUACAGCAUCCAGGUGGCCACAGAGGACGAGGUGCCCAAUGACAAUUUGUAUCUGGGUGUGGUGCUGGCAGCCGUGGUCAUCGUCACUGGUUGUUUCUCCUACUUCCAAGAGGCCAAGAGCUCCCGAAUCAUGGACUCCUUCAAGAAAAUGGUGCCACAGCAAGCGCUGGUGAUCCGGGAGGGGGAGAAAAUGCAGAUCAAUGCUGAGCUUGUGGUGCAGGGAGAUGUGGUGGAGAUCAAAGGGGGAGACCGCAUCCCAGCUGACCUUCGAGUGAUCUCCUCCAGCGGAUGCAAGGUGGACAACUCCUCUCUGACGGGAGAAUCCGAGCCUCAGACUCGCUCCCCAGAGUUCACACACGACAAUCCUCUGGAGACCCGCAACAUCUGUUUCUAUUCCACCAACUGUGCUGAGGGUAUGGCCCAGGGCAUCGUGAUAGCCACUGGUGACAGAACAGUGAUGGGUCGCAUCGCCACGCUUGCGUCAGAGCUUGAAGUCCGCCGUACGCCGAUCAACAUAGAGAUCGAACAUUUCAUCCACAUCAUCACGGGCGUGGCUGUCUUCCUGGGCAUGAGCUUCUUCAUCCUGUCACUCGCCUUGGGCUACAGCUGGCUGGAGGCCGUCAUCUUCCUCAUUGGCAUCAUCGUGGCGAAUGUUCCUGAAGGACUGCUGGCUACUGUCACUGUGUGUCUGACUCUCACUGCCAAGCGAAUGGCCAAGAAGAACUGUCUGGUGAAGAACCUGGAGGCCGUAGAGACUCUCGGCUCCACCUCCACCAUCUGCUCCGACAAGACGGGCACGCUGACCCAGAACCGCAUGACCGUGGCCCACAUGUGGUUCGACAACCAGAUCCAUGAGGUUGACACCACCGAGGACCAGACUGGUUCGGGUUUUGACAAGAGCUCUGCUACUUGGACUGCUCUGUCUCGUGUGGCCGGCCUGUGCAACAGAGCUGAUUUCAAAGCUGGGCAGGAGAACUUUCCCAUUGUGAUGAGGGAGACAGCGGGAGACGCAUCAGAGUCAGCUCUGUUGAAAUGCAUCGAGCUGUGCUGUGGGCAUGUUCGUGACAUGAGAGCCAGAAACCCCAAAGUGGCAGAGAUCCCCUUCAACUCCACCAACAAGUACCAGCUCUCUGUCCAUGAAGUGGAGGACAAUCCCGCUGGUCAUAUUCUGGUCAUGAAGGGAGCGCCAGAGAGAAUCUUGGACAGGUGCAGUACCAUUAUGAUCCAUGGCCAGGAGCAUCCACUUGAUGAAAACUCGAUAGACGCUUUCCAGAAUGCCUACAUGGAGCUGGGAGGACUGGGAGAGAGAGUGCUUGGCUUCUGCCACUUGAAUCUGUCUUCAUCCCAGUUCCCUCGAGGAUUCACCUUCGACUGCGACGACAUGAACUUCCCCACCGAGCAGCUCUGCUUCCUGGGUCUCAUCUCCAUGAUUGAUCCGCCGCGUGCCGCUGUGCCCGACGCAGUGGGUAAAUGCCGCUCUGCUGGUAUUAAGGUGAUCAUGGUAACGGGGGACCACCCAAUCACAGCCAAGGCCAUCGCUAAAGGUGUGGGCAUCAUCUCCGAGGGCAACGAGACGGUUGAGGACAUCGCUGAGAGACUAAACAUCCCUCCGAGCCAAGUUAACCCCAGGGAUGCCAAGGCUUGUGUGGUGCAUGGCUCAGACCUAAAGGACAUGAGCACCGAGUACCUGGACGACCUGCUGAGGAACCACACUGAGAUAGUGUUCGCUCGCACCUCUCCUCAGCAGAAGCUCAUCAUAGUGGAGGGCUGCCAGAGACAGGGGGCGAUCGUGGCUGUGACGGGCGACGGCGUGAACGACUCUCCAGCCCUGAAGAAAGCCGACAUCGGCGUUGCCAUGGGGAUUGCUGGCUCUGAUGUGUCCAAGCAGGCGGCUGACAUGAUCCUGCUGGACGACAACUUCGCCUCCAUCGUCACCGGAGUAGAGGAGGGUCGUCUCAUCUUUGACAACUUAAAGAAGUCUAUUGCAUACACACUGACCAGUAACAUCCCAGAGAUCUCGCCCUUCCUUCUCUUCAUCAUUGCUAGUGUUCCUCUUCCGCUGGGAACUGUCACCAUCCUCUGCAUCGACCUGGGCACUGACAUGGUUCCAGCUAUCUCAUUGGCUUAUGAGACAGCUGAGAGCGACAUCAUGAAACGUCAACCAAGGAACCCCAAAUUAGACAAGCUGGUCAAUGAACGCCUCAUCAGCAUGGCCUAUGGACAGAUAGGGAUGCUCCAGGCUCUUGGUGGUUUUUUCACCUACUUUGUGAUUUUGGCUGAGAACGGCUUCCUCCCAAAGACCCUGCUGGGCAUCCGAAUCAAGUGGGACGACCGCGAAGUCAAUGACCUGGAGGACACCUAUGGGCAGCAGUGGACCUAUGAGCAGAGGAAGAUCAUUGAAUUUACCUGCCACACCAGCUUCUUUGCCAGCAUCGUGGUUGUCCAGUGGGCUGAUCUUAUCAUCUGCAAGACCAGGAGGAACUCCCUCUUUCAGCAGGGCAUGAGGAACAGGAUCCUAAUCUUCGGCCUGUUUGUUGAGACUGCUCUGGCUGCCUUCCUCUCCUACUGCCCUGGAAUGGACGUUGCCUUGCGCAUGUACCCCCUGAAGCCUCUAUGGUGGUUCUGUGCCUUCCCAUACAGUCUUCUCAUCUUCAUUUAUGAUGAGGUCCGUAAACUUAUUUUGAGGAGGAGCCCUGGAGGUUGGGUGGAGCAGGAGACGUAUUAUUAACAUUCAGAAAAUGUCAGUUUGAAUUGUGUGUCUGUGUGUGUGCGUGUGGGUGUAUGUGUGCGUUUGUGUGUGCUUGUGAGUGUAGAACUGUGUGUCUGUCAGUUGUAAUAUUGCAUGGAUCAGUUCACAAAUCUGAUUAUCAUAAAAAUACUGCUGAAAAUAGGCUUUUGAUUGUGCUUUGAGUUUUUCCUUUUUGUUUUCUCCGAAAACAUUUCCAGCAGAACAAUGGUAAUGUAUACCUAUGUGCCUUAAAUAAACUGUUACCAAAGUGAUGUAUCAUGGAAUGUACCAAAUAAAAUGUAUUCCAAAAUA